GCACCCAGUCCCUCGCAGCCACGCCGGGCGCGCACUCACACUCCCUGUCGGCGCGCGGCUCCCGGGCGCGAUGGACGCGGCGCUGCUCUACAGCCUGCUGGAGGCCAACUGCAGCCUGGCGCUGGCCGAAGAGCUGCUCUUGGACGGCUGGGGGCUGCCCCUGGACCCCGAGGGUCCCGACUCCUACUGCAACACCACCUUGGACCAGAUCGGGACGUGCUGGCCCCGGAGCGCCGCCGGAGCCCUGGUGGAGAGGCCGUGCCCUGAGUACUUCAACGGCGUCAAGUACAACACGACCCGGAACGCCUACAGAGAGUGCUUGGAGAAUGGGACGUGGGCUUCACGGAUCAACUACUCACAGUGCGAGCCCAUUUUGGAUGACAAGCAAAGGAAGUACGACAUACACUACCACGUCGCCCUCGUUGUCAACUACCUGGGCCACUGCGUCUCUGUGGCAGCCCUGGUGGCCGCUUUCCUGCUUUUCCUGGCUCUGCGGAGUAUCCGCUGUCUGCGGAACGUGAUUCACUGGAAUCUCAUCACCACCUUUAUCCUGCGAAAUAUCAUGUGGUUCCUGCUGCAGCUCAUCGACCACGAAGUGCAUGAGAGCAACGAGGUCUGGUGCCGCUGCAUUACCACCAUCUUCAACUACUUCGUGGUGACCAACUUCUUCUGGAUGUUCGUGGAGGGCUGCUACCUGCACACGGCCAUUGUCAUGACCUACUCCACCGAGCGCCUGCGCAAGUGGCUCUUCCUCUUCAUCGGAUGGUGCAUCCCCUGCCCCAUCAUCAUCGCCUGGGCCAUUGGCAAACUCUACUAUGAAAAUGAACAGUGCUGGUUUGGCAAGGAGCCUGGUGACCUGGUGGACUAUAUCUACCAAGGCCCCAUCAUCCUCGUGCUCCUGAUCAACUUUGUAUUUCUCUUCAACAUCGUCAGGAUCCUAAUGACGAAAUUGCGAGCAUCCACCACAUCGGAAACAAUCCAGUACCGGAAGGCAGUGAAGGCCACCCUGGUUCUCCUGCCCCUCCUGGGCAUCACCUACAUGCUCUUCUUCAUCAACCCUGGGGAGGACGACCUGUCGCAGAUCGUGUUCAUCUACUUCAACUCCUUCCUGCAGUCAUUCCAGGGUUUCUUUGUGUCUGUCUUCUACUGCUUCUUCAAUGGAGAGGUGCGCUCGGCCGUGAGAAAGAGGUGGCACCGCUGGCAAGACCACCACUCCCUCCGAGUGCCCGUGGCCCGGGCCACGUCCAUCCCCACGUCGCCCACACGGAUCAGCUUCCACAGCAUCAAGCAGACGGCCGCCGUGUGACCCCUCCGCCACCCCGCUCGCCCAUCACUCCACCUUAGGGACAGCUUCCCCAUCCUUGUCUGGCGCCUGUCUCUGGGUUCACCUUGCUUCGCGGGCCCUGGUGGGGGCGGAAGGGAGAGAAGAGACCAGCCCGGCCAGCUGGAGAGAGGCUGUGCGGCAGGUGGCCUGACAGGCUCUCAGGAGCCAGGGCCAGCCGGGCCAGAAGUGUCAGUGCAGAGGGAGCAGAGGGGAGUCACAGGGACCAGCCCCCCCCUCCCCACAGAGGAGCAGUUUACAAGUCUUCAGGCAUUUGCCCACACCAGCCUCUCACUGCAUCCUCACCGUAGCCCCAUUCACAGAUGAGGAAACUGAGGCCCCGAGCCAGGAGGGGCCUGCCCAAGUCCUACAGCUAGUUCUCAGCAGAGCCGGGGGUCCCCACUGCCCCCUUCAAUGCAGUUGGCCCUCCUUGCCUUCUGCCUCCAUGCUCAGUGCUGCCCUCUGCGGUUGAGGGUGGUGGUCACAGCAAUAGGAAGUAAAGGAUUAAUUUGGCUUCAUCCCAGGGGCUCUCACCUACCCCCCACCCCAGACCAGGUCAUCUCUCUGCCCCUCCCCAGCCAUGCUCCUGUCCCUGGGGUCCUAGGAAGGAUGCUGCUUCCUGUCUUGGG
Molecule: messenger RNA, 1950 nt
Organism: Panthera uncia (snow leopard)
Lineage: Eukaryota; Metazoa; Chordata; Mammalia; Carnivora; Felidae
Gene: CRHR2
Product: corticotropin releasing hormone receptor 2
Exons: 12
Coding region: 71-1306 (411 amino acids)
Biological process (GO): long-term synaptic potentiation; cell surface receptor signaling pathway; adenylate cyclase-modulating G protein-coupled receptor signaling pathway
Cellular component (GO): axon terminus; dendrite; plasma membrane
Molecular function (GO): peptide hormone binding; G protein-coupled peptide receptor activity; corticotropin-releasing hormone receptor activity
Source: RefSeq, a predicted model, not a curated record